UGUUUUCCCUGGCAGGUCGUGAAAAUAGUAUAAACUUUGCAGCAUCUAGGAUCAGAUUUACAGCGGGGGCGUAAUGAGACCUUGAACCUGGUGGCCUUUGAAGGGAAGUGCUUUUAGAGUUAAAAACAUGUUAACAAUGUACCACGCUGAUUCUAAAAACACCCGCUGCAAUCUAUUGUCUGAGGAAGUGUGGAAAGUGAGAGGUUGAGACUUGAAAGUGCCUCAUUUCCACAUUUUGUUCACUUUUCCUUAAACACAGUCAGGAUUGGCGAGAUAAGAUGUUGGCAAUCAAAGCUGUAGUUGUAUGUUUAUGGGCCAUAUAAAGUGUGUUUGUGUGGAAAGACACAUGGCUCCAUCAAAGAGUUCUUGUAUGCAAAUUAGCCACUAGGUGUCACCACUGAUAGCUGUGGCUUGUGCUUUUCUAACAAGUUUACUGCAGAGCUGGAGAGGAGAUAUUUAAACAGAAAACUUCCCAACAAAACUGGAUGUGAUCGACCAACUUAUAACUAAAAUUUUGUCAUAGCAUUUUAUAAAGUGAUGGCAGUGUUUUGGACAUUCUAAUCUUAACCUACUGAAAACAACAACUCUUGUCACUUCUCAACACAUAUAGUCAAAAGUUUUUAGCUAGAAAGCCAAAAGUGACAAGGAGGGUUAUUCAGAAAAACUCUGGUGGCUGGUCAGAUGGGUACAGUAUCUGUCGAACUGCUGCAUUUAGGUGCCGUAAAAAUAAGCUUGAAUUAUGGGGGAAGUAAAUGACCCAAGAAUUUGCAAUGACAGUUUGCAGAUUGUUAAAAAUCACUUUAUUAUAUUGUUGUAAAAUAAAUGGUGAGAAAGAGGACACCUACUGUAUUUUCAUCCUGGUUCACUUUUGCUGAAACAGAUUUUAAUUUGUGUCUUUCAAUUACAAAUAGGGUGCAAUUAGAUCCAGGCUAAAGAGCACCUGAAUGCACCAUCAAGUCGUAGCGCUUAGAAGGCGGAGCCUGUGAGUGGGCCGUGAAGGCAGCACCAGGCUUUACUGGUGUUAGUACAGACAGAGCGGCUGACUUGAGAGUUGCAACUAGCGGGUGCAGGAUGGUGUGAACUUCACUGCAGACCUUGAACUCAACACUCUUCCGAACUUCUGGUUUUUCCCUCAUUUUAAUUAAUAUAUGUUUUGUAUGUGAGCCUCUGCGUGACAGUGAGAGACGGUUUGACCCUGACAUGGCUGAGGUACCAACACCACCACAGGUUGAGAUAGACCCGGAAUUUGAGCCUCUCUCCCGCCCGCGGUCCUGCACCUGGCCGCUGCCCCGACCGGAGCUCAACGACCCGGCCAGCUCCAACACAUCCUCCCCGGCCCCGUCGGUGCAGCAGGAGCCGGGAGGAAACGCCGAGUUCAUCAGUAACCUCUGCCUGUUGGAGGAGGACUUUGAAGAGUACGCGGAGCAGAAACCGCCCGUGCCCUGCAAUGAUUUCCAGUGUCGGGACGGAACCUGUGCGCAUCUCCAUCACCAGCACCAGCAGCACCGUCACCUCCAGCAGCAGCAGCAGCAGCCGCUCCCGGGUCCCCAGCUGCCGCCACAGCAACAGGUGCCUCCUCCCGGUGUCGCACCCCAGAGGAAGAGCAGCUCGUCCCGCCGCAACGCCUGGGGCAACAUGUCGUACGCCGACCUGAUCACCAAGGCGAUAGACAGCUCACCUGAGAAGAGGCUGACGCUGUCUCAGAUCUACGACUGGAUGGUGAAGAGUGUGCCGUACUUCAAGGAUAAAGGAGACAGCAACAGCUCCGCGGGCUGGAAGAACUCCAUCAGACACAACUUGUCCCUGCACAGCCGCUUUGUGCGCAUACAGAACGAGGGAACGGGAAAAAGCUCCUGGUGGAUGCUGAACCCAGAGGGGGGGAAGAACGGAAAGUCACCUCGACGCAGAGCUGCCUCGAUGGACAACAACAGUAAGCUGGCAAAGAGCAGAGGACGGGCCACAAAGAAAAAGAUGGCUCUACAGGAAGGGGUUGAGGGUGGAGCAGGCAGCCCUGGUUCCCAGUACUCUAACUGGUUGGGAAGCCCAAACUCCCACAGCAAUGAGGACUUUGAAGCCUGGAGUUCAUUCAGGACACGUGCCAGCUCUGACGCCAGCACCCUGAGUGGUCGCCACUCACCAUUCCCAUCUGAGCAGGAUGACCUUGGAGAGCCUGACGGCCACAUGAUGUAUCCUGGAGCAGCAGGGACGCUGCCCAGCCUGUCCGAGGUGACUGGAUCAAUGGGCCAACGAGGCUCAGAGAAAGUUAUGGAGAGCCUGUUGGAUAAUCUGAACCUACUGUCCCCUAAACCUCCUCAGCUGGACUCCUCGCAUUCCCCAAAUGCUGCUUUGCUUCACAGUGGCCCCUACAGCUCCACUGGCUUGACCCCACACCCACAGCAGGACUACCGUAAGUGCAUGUACAGCCAGGUGAGGAUGAACUCUCUGUCCCCUGCUCCCAUGCAGACACUCCCAGAGACAAAGCCAGGCUUUGGGGCUUAUGAGAACCAAUAUAUCUGCCCUGCUGGCCUCCUCAAAGAGCUGCUGACCGCAGAUGCCAGUAGGGACAUGAUGCCCUCUCGGGACACUCAGGUUGGGAGGGGAGGUUCCCUAAUGGCCACUUACAGUAGCCAGAGCCAUGUUGGGGUUCAUAAUGGAGUAAAAAUGAUGAGUCCUCUGCAGAGACACCCAGCUCCUCAUGUAAAUCCACAAGUCAUACAUAGCCGGGGUCCUUCAGCACCACGAGACUUGAAUAGCUGUAACAUGAUCCCCCUGACUAGUCUUUCAGGGGCCCCUCCUCGAAUGACCAGCCUGAGGACAUGCAUGCAGCUGCCCCGCGCACACCCCGCACACACUAAUGAUGUGUCGGCAAGCAACGGCAGCAACAACGUCUACAGGGAGCUGAACUUGGUUCAUCCGCACAGUCACCAUCAGGAGCGGCUGCCCAGUGACCUGGACAACAUGUCGAUCGAGAGGUUUGAAUGUGACAUGGAGACUGUCCUCCACGAAACCCUCAUGGAAGACGGGGCACUGGACUUCAACUUUGACCCUGCAGCUGCAUCUCAUGGGUUUCCCCAGAGGGUUAAGACCACCACACAUAGCUGGGUGUCAGGCUGAGAUGGAUGGGGGAUCAAGAAUAGGCAAGAAUGAUAAUUAGUCUGGCAGUAAGAACAUAUAUUAAAGGUAUAACAAAUAAAAUGUUUCAUGAGCAUUUUUCCAUUCUCCCCCACAGAUUUUUUUUCUCCAGCAUCACCUUCAUUCAGAGACUGGAAUAUGUAAAUCCAAAAAAGGCAGCACAUCAACCUUUACACAACAUUGGACAUAAAAGCUGCAUUUAAACAGCAGUGAAUAUUCAUUUUAAAAAAAACAUUUUUUAAGAGCAUUGGACACUGGACACAGCCUGUUUUUGCAACUAUCUUUGUUUACAAUUGCCUGUCAAAAUUGGACAUGACAUGGAAAAAAAACCUGACUAAAUCUGACAUUCUCUAUGGCAGUGGGGUUUUUUUUAAUCCUGGUCUUGGGGACCCCCUGCCCUGCCCUGCCCUGCCCUGCCCUGCCCUGCCCUGCCCUGCCCUGCACACCUGAUUCAAGCUUCAGUGACAACAUUUUCAGUCUUCAAGGGUUCAAUUUGAGCAUCAAGCCCUUAAUUACAAGGGUCCACCUAGUGAGAUCAUUCAUCUUAAACAGGCAUCAAAGAAUGUGUCGCUAUGCAGAUGAUACACCAUUUUAGUUAGCAUAAUAUGGUAUAUCAUCUUCAUAGUUACACAUAUCCUGAAAAUAUCCUCAGAUUCUGCACAUAGCUCAAGUGUUUAUAGACUGAUGUUAUGGUCAAAUUCAAGUUGAAUUUAAGUCAUAUUUCCUCACUGAUGGUAUUGAUGGUUGAUGGUAUUAUGAGCUGCAACUCUCACCGCAAUCAAUCCAUCAUUCAUAUUCUGUAUGAAGGUAUUUAUUUAUGUUUCUAUUUGAACUGUAGCUGAUGGAACAUUGCUUUGAAAUGUGUGUGCCUAUAAUGUGUACAAUGUAUAUACUGUACGGAGUUCCAUAUUGUUAUGCUGUGUUUAGAUUUAUUAAACUUAUAUGGCAAGGACCUGCAGCUACAUUAGACACGUUGCCUUCUGAAAACAGUUUACUGACAUAAUGUCAACGCCACAUUAGAUAAAGUGAAGAAAGCAUGUUGAUCAAGUUAAAAUCAGAUCUGUUUUAAUCACAUUCUGUAAAAAGGGACAUUUUGGAGACUCCGUGGAUUUUGGGAGUCGUGGGAGGUGGAGAGGCUGAUGAUGCAGAUACAGUUUUUAUGCACCAAAGAGUUGUCUACUCUAACAUUUCAUACAAAGUUUGACAAUUAACUCUGCCAACAUGGUCUCACGGACUUCUAAUGUUGUACAUAUUAUCUUAUUUAGCAGUACAUUUUUGUAUAUGAAGGGUUUACAUGACUGUGAUUAUACUCAAGUAUUAUACUUUAUGUAUGAUUGUGUCAGAAAAUGGUUGUGUACAUAUCUCGGUUCAAACUAUAUCAAUAAAUAUAUGAACACUCGUACCUCAAAAUAUUUUACCUCUGAAGUGUUGAAGGGAUUUUUCCUGCCAUUUACCUCAGUGAGUAAUGUAUUGCAUUUGUCUAAUUUCCGACAUACAUUAUUUUGUACAUAUUUUCUUUGUUGUAUUUUAUUAAUGCUGUUUGGACCUGUUCAAAGUGACGUACCGUCUGACUUUGUAUUUCCAAUGUUUUCUUGUGUUUGAGGAUCAUAGCCAUUAGUUUCUAGGAGGUAUUUUGUGACAGAACAGUUAAGAAUCUUAAAUUAAAUUUGAAUUUGUGUGAAAUUUUAUGUUGAAGGAUUUGUAAAAAAAAAAAAAAAAAAAAAAAAAAAAUUAAUAUUAAUUUGAUCAUUCAAAACUUCAAUUGUUUCGUGGAGUAAAAUUGCUACUACUUAAGUUACAAAAACUAAAUGUCUUAUGGUGUCAUUUCAAUAGUGUGUCCAGGCCCAAACGAGAUUUCUUUUUUUAACCUCAUAAAAGCUGUUAUAUUUCAUUAUAUAAAAAGAGUAUGAUGACGUCUUAUUUUGUCUUUGAUAUCCACAUGCAGGUAUUUUCAAACAAUGCAGCUUUUCUAUGUAAAACAUUUGAUGCAUAAAUCAAUAAAUGAACUUGCAAUUAAAGGAAGAAAAAACAAGA
Acanthopagrus latus (yellowfin seabream) is the source of this 5166-nucleotide messenger RNA. RefSeq names its product forkhead box protein O1-A-like. The record is from RefSeq and is a predicted model, not a curated record. Gene Ontology annotation, cellular component: nucleus. Gene Ontology annotation, biological process: regulation of transcription by RNA polymerase II. Bases 1201 to 3114 code for a protein of 637 amino acids. Gene Ontology annotation, molecular function: DNA-binding transcription factor activity, RNA polymerase II-specific; RNA polymerase II cis-regulatory region sequence-specific DNA binding. Lineage: Eukaryota; Metazoa; Chordata; Actinopteri; Spariformes; Sparidae. The transcript is spliced from 3 exons.